AUGGUAGUUGAAGAGUGCACCCUAAACGUUGUUAGCUUUUAUGCGCUGCAUGCGGGCAUGGAUGAGGAGGUUAAAAGGUGCUUUUGGGAGGGGUUGGUUGAGAUUGUGCGUAAUGUUCUGCCUGCUGAGAGGUUAUUUAUCGGAGGGGAUUUCAAUGGACAUAUUGGGUCAGCUGCAGGUGUCUAUGGCAAGGUGCACGACGACUUCGGCUUUGGGGAUAUGAUCGGAGGAGGUACUUCACUGUUGAAUUUCACUAAGGAUUUUGAGUUGGUGAUUGCGAAAUCUAGUUUUAUGAAGAGGGAAGAGCACUUGGUUACUUUCCAAAGUACGGUGGUGAAGACUCAGAUUGACUAUCUUCUCCUUAGGAGAUGUGGCAGGGUUGUGCAAGGAUUUCAAGGUUAUCCCGGGUGA
This is a messenger RNA of Nicotiana tabacum (common tobacco), 411 nucleotides long. The record is from RefSeq and is a predicted model, not a curated record. NCBI's taxonomy places the organism in Eukaryota, Viridiplantae, Streptophyta, Magnoliopsida, Solanales, Solanaceae.